CAAUGUUUCUUCAGUGGAAGAGACUGUGGAAGGCGCUAGUGCGGAAGCUCAGGCGAAAGCUAGGGAUGGAUCGCGCUCGAGUGGCGGCAGCUUCUCUUGCGGCGGCAAUGGAUCUGAAGCAGCCGGCAUUGCCGAUCUCUUUCCCGCUCACUUCUUUGGAUCAGCUCACGGAUGAUUCCGUGUUCCAGAGCUUCCAUUUCCCAUUCCAGCAAUGCUCGGUGCCGCUGGCGCUGCAGGGAGGGAAGAAGGAGAGGAAAUCCAAGCUCUUGGUGUGCCACGACAUGAAAGGAGGCUACCAGGAUGAUAGAUUCGUGCAAGGCGAUGGCAAUUACAAUGCUUACUCGCUCUGGCACUGGCAAUGCAUUGAUGUUUUCGUGUAUUUCUCGCACUCCUUGGUCACUAUUCCUCCUCCCUGUUGGAUCAACGCUGGUCACAAGCAUGGAGUCCAGGUCUUGGGAACUUUCAUCACGGAGUGGGAUCAAGGGGCUCAAACUUGCAAGUUGCUUCUGGAAUCCAAGGAUUCGGCAAGAAUGUAUGCGUCUCGGCUAGCAAAAGUUGCUCGGGAGUUUGGAUUUGAUGGAUGGCUGCUAAACAUUGAAAACACUGUUCCGGUGGAGCAAAUCGACACUCUCGUGGUGUUUGUAUCGGAGCUCACCAAAGUCAUGCACGACCUUGUUCCGGGCUCGCUGGUGAUAUGGUAUGAUGCAGUUACUGUGGAUGGAGAACUAAAAUGGCAAGACAUGCUAACAGAGAAGAACAAGCGCUUCUUCGAUGCUUGCGAUGGGAUUUUCAUUAACUACACAUGGAAGAGGGACUACGCAGCGAAAUCGGCGAAAGUGGCUGGCGAUCGAGCCUCCGACGUUUACAUGGGAGUGGACGUUUUCGGGAGAAACACUUUCGGAGGAGGAGGAUUUCAGAGCAACGUUGCUUUGAAAGUAGCGCUGGAGGCCGGUGUUUCGGCAGCAUUGUUUGGUCCCGGGUGGGUCUACGAGAAAAAUAUUGGGCCAACUUUCGAAGACGCACAAAUCAGGUUUUGGGCUUCUAUACACAAUGCCUGGCCCGUAUCACACAGAUAUCCUGUUACGCUGCCUUUCUUCUCGGAUUUCAGCCAGGGUUUCGGGAAAGCCCUCUAUGUAGAUGGUGUCCAGGUAUCAGAUUCUCCCUGGAGUAAUAUUUCAUGCCAAGCUCUUCAACCGCUUUUGCUUGGAGCGCUAGAUCCAGAGUUUGAAGUUACUGUAAGAUCAGUGGAUCGAGUUUACAGCGGUGGAUCGAGCCUCCGUUUCCUCGGAAAGCUCAAAGCUUCCGACGUUCGCAUCACUAAGCUGUAUGAUCCACACCUGGUUCUCGCAAAUCCUACUCUCUCCAUUGACUUCUCGGUCAUGUCCAAGGAAAACGCAAUCUUUUACCUCGUUCUUAAGUUGCAAGGCCCUGGAGGAAUUCGCGUAGUGUUUUUCUCGAACGAGCACAGCGGCACCUCAGAGAAGAAGAUGAAUCAAAGCUCCUCCAGUUUCAGUGUCUUUGAGCCACACCGGACAGUGACGAAGAGCUCCGGUACCUCGGAUGACGCCUGGAAUGUGAGGGAGUACCAGAUCGAGGUGGAACAAAACUCCGUGGUAACCGAUAUCUACGGCAUGAGCACCACCAGGAACGCUCCUCUGGACUUCGAAGAGAUCACAGGCACUCUGGCGGCCGAAAGCUCCUCCGAUACACAGACCUCUUUUCGGCUUACCUCGUCUUCACUGACGCGGAAGUUCUUGCCGGACGCUACUCAACCAUACGAGCUUCACUUGGGCCACCUGAGGAUCACAGCAGAACCGCCAGCGCCGCCGACAGUUUCGAGCUUCCGAGCCGACGAUCUCAAGUGGUCCACAAGCCCCGAUGGCAAUAAGCUCGUCAGCCUCACGCUCAAGUGGGAGUUUGGAGGUGGUUUCCAGGCCGAUCGCUGCAACACAUACGUCGAGAUGGUGGGAAAAGAGACGACGAGCAAAGCCAAGUACCUUGGAGCUGCUUUCGUCGACGCCUUCUACGUGGAUUCGCUUCUAGUUCCUCACGAGACUUCCAGCUUGGUUUUCCGCCUCCAGCCUCGCAACGCUGCUGGUUUUCACCAGGGCUGGAAUGAAUCUCCCACGCUCACUGUCGAAGUCCGUUGAAAAAAAAAAAUAAAGUACUCUAGGCGAGUAGCGCCUGCUGGAGGA
Messenger RNA from Selaginella moellendorffii, 2195 nucleotides. RefSeq names its product cytosolic endo-beta-N-acetylglucosaminidase 1. The coding region runs from base 3 to 2150 and encodes 715 amino acids. Gene Ontology annotation, biological process: protein deglycosylation. Gene Ontology annotation, cellular component: cytoplasm. Gene Ontology annotation, molecular function: mannosyl-glycoprotein endo-beta-N-acetylglucosaminidase activity. The record is from RefSeq and is a predicted model, not a curated record. NCBI's taxonomy places the organism in Eukaryota, Viridiplantae, Streptophyta, Lycopodiopsida, Selaginellales, Selaginellaceae. The transcript is spliced from 11 exons.